Molecule: messenger RNA, 1667 nt
Organism: Tremella mesenterica DSM 1558
Lineage: Eukaryota; Fungi; Basidiomycota; Tremellomycetes; Tremellales; Tremellaceae
Exons: 2
Coding region: 604-1386 (260 amino acids)
Biological process (GO): fungal-type cell wall organization; establishment of cell polarity; osmosensory signaling pathway via Sho1 osmosensor
Cellular component (GO): extracellular region; cell surface; plasma membrane
Molecular function (GO): osmosensor activity
Source: RefSeq, a predicted model, not a curated record
GAGACUGCCACCCUUGUCUCAGUCUCGACUACUCCAAAUGCGACCGGACCUCAAGUGGCGACAUUUUCUCAGCCCUCGAGUGCACAAGCAUCUUACUCGAGCUGGUCGACCCCGUCAGACCAAGUAUACAUUCCAACCCAGACAACCUUAAUCAUCGCCGGCACAUCCUCCUCAAGCUCCUCAGCUCCCAGUGGUGCUUCCGACGUUCAGACUCCAUACACCAGUGGGGCACCAUCGGAGUCACCGAAAUCCAGUCAGCUGCCAGCGACAGCGACUAUUCCCAGCGCAAUCCCGACUUUGAUUGUUCCGGCGAACUCGGUCGCUAAUCAGGCUGACGCAGGGAGCGGGGGUAGUAACGAUCCUCUGAAGGAUAAGACCUUAGUGGCGUUCUUGUUGAGUCCUAGUUAUCCGUGGACGUUUGUGGUGCAAGAUUCGGAUGCGGAGAGUCAGCUGUUCAACACAUUCCCCGACUUGAUCGCUUCGGCAUUGAACAUAAGUGCCAACGACGUGCCUACGUAUGGUCUGUCAGUUUAUCAACCGGCAUCUUAUGACGGCGACACCAAUACACUGCUCACACAAUGGCUGGGCUACAUUCCUUCGUCCAUGUUCGGCACCCUGAACGCGUAUCUCAAAACCCAAUCAUCCCCUCUUUACACCCAGACUGGUAUCAAUGGUCAGCUCGCGGCUCAAAUAGACACUUCUUUCCCAUUGGCCGCCUCUGCCAGCAGCGCCAUCGCUCCAUCUACCACAUCCGAUGGCUCUGGCUCUCACAAGCGUACCAUCAUUAUCGCCGUCAGCGUAACCGUCGGGGUUCUCGUUUGGUUCGCCCUCAUAUAUUGGGUAUACCGACGUGUGAAGAAGCACAAUGAUCAUGUGGUUCAUAAACGUCUAUCGGAGCAUAUGUCAAUGUUCGAGCCACCUCGAGACCAAAUGUCUCAAAUCCGAUCUCAACGACCUAUCUCCAUCGCUGCUUCCGAAGUUGACGAUCGACCUAGUUCAUUCUAUGCCUCGCCGAUAGAGAACGAACGUGCUUCUCGUCGAAACGAAUCCACUUAUUCGUCUUCGUACGGAGCUGUAGAUGGUCACACUCAACAAGGUCGAGGAUCGCCUACUUCACCAGGGGCAGAUUACGGUCCUUCAGUAUUUGGAACAUCAUGGUUCAACACCGGUGCUCAUCAACUCCCUCCACCAAUCCCGACCAGUCAAAGUGGAAGAGGAUCAAACCCUUUCGAAGAUAUAGUCACUAGAUCUUACUUGAGCACGGCGGGUGGUCAAGGACAAAGAAGGAGUCAAAUGCCUAAAGUUCAAAAAGGUAUGAUCGGUAAUCCUACAUUACAAGGGAAUUCUCUCGAAUUUCACGAUCCAUUCGCCGAUGGUCAUUCGUGAUCUUUCAAAAUUUUGAACAAAACAAAACGAUACAAUAUGAUCUCUUGUUCCAAUCGGACAUUUUUCUCUGAAAACCUUUUGCUCUUUUGUCUCACCUCGAAAACAUCUUUUUACCUUAGACCCUUUGUCCCUCAGUCCGCAUCUUGUUCAUUUGAAAGGAUGAGAUUAAAACGUUACGAGUAAAAUCGUAGUGGUGGAAAUAUACUGUAGAUCGCGCGGGCGCGUUGAACGUCUUUCUUUUCAUGUUCUUGGUUCAGCAGGGAAUGCACGAUAAUGUCCUU